This is a messenger RNA of Anisakis simplex (herring worm), 3723 nucleotides long. Lineage: Eukaryota; Metazoa; Nematoda; Chromadorea; Rhabditida; Anisakidae. The record is from the annotation of a GenBank genome assembly.
UUGCAGAAAUUAGAGAGCGGAGAAUCGGGAAUUGCUAGUGCUGCUGAAGAGCGAAACGAACGUGCUGGUGCGGUUCCUUCAGCUGCUCGAGAUCCGGAUUGUUUUGAUCGAGAACGAGUGCGAGACGCAACUCGAAGUGCUCGAGAACGAGACAACUACUGUUGUGUGCCAUCGGCAAUGGCCAGUAGUAUCGCGACAGGUGCAAGUGCUCAUCACCCUCCUCCUCAACAAAUCACUGCACUGAAUACGCCAUCGUCAUCCGCAGCCAGCAGCGCAUCCUCGCACCAUCAUCAUCACAAUAACACCGUUGCGAUUUGUAGCAAUCAACCGUCAACUGGUAAUCAAGCACCAACCACUACGAUGUCUUCACAUCAUGGACCUGCUCAUCCUUCAAGUUCUCACCAUACAAGUGGUACUUCAUCGCACGGUGCUCAUCGAACGGGUUUGUCGUCAUCUCGUGUACAAGGUCGAUCGAGAACUGCUGAUGAUCCACACAUUGGCAAAUAUAAAUUGCUUAAAACGAUAGGAAAAGGCAAUUUUGCGAAGGUAAAAUUAGCGAAGCACAUACCGACGGGUAUCGAAGUAGCCAUCAAGAUUAUCGACAAGACGGCGCUUAAUCCGAGUAGUCUACAUAAGCUUUUCCGUGAAGUGAAAAUUAUGAAGCAACUUGAUCAUCCGAAUAUAGUGAAACUUUAUCAAGUGAUGGAAACCGAUCAGACAUUGUACCUCGUCAUGGAAUAUGCAAGCGGCGGUGAGGUGUUUGAUUAUUUGGUGGCACAUGGUCGUAUGAAAGAGAAGGAGGCGCGUGCCAAGUUUAGACAAAUUGUGUCGGCUGUUCAGUAUUUGCACCAAAAGAGUAUUAUUCAUAGGGAUUUAAAGGCGGAGAAUUUAUUGCUCGAUUCGGAUAUGAAUAUAAAGAUAGCUGAUUUUGGAUUUAGCAAUCAAUUUGUUGUAGGUAAUAAAUUAGAUACAUUUUGCGGCAGUCCACCGUAUGCGGCACCUGAGCUAUUCCAAGGUAAAAAAUACGAUGGUCCUGAGGUGGACGUAUGGAGCUUGGGCGUUAUCCUUUACACACUAGUCUCUGGAAGUUUGCCUUUCGAUGGUCAAAAUUUAAAGGAGCUCCGCGAAAGGGUGUUGCGAGGAAAAUACCGCAUACCAUUUUAUAUGUCGACCGACUGUGAAAAUCUCUUGAAGAAGUUUUUGGUACUGAAUCCAGCACGACGAGGCACCCUUGAAACGAUCAUGAAGGAUCGAUGGAUGAACAUUGGGUAUGAAGAAGAUGAAUUAAAGCCUUUUAUUGAGCCGAAACGCGAUAUCAAAGAUGAGAAUAGAAUUAAUAAAAUGCAACAAAUGGGAUAUAAUCGGAAUGCGAUUAUAAACUCUCUGGAAAAGGGUAGUUUCGAUGAUCUACACGCCACUUAUAUACUGCUUGGCGAGAAAAAACAAGAGUUGGAGAGUAAUGAAGCGCUUGUGAACGGUAAUGCAGCGUUGGUAUCGACACACAACGUUUCGGUGGGUGUCACGCCACAUACCAUAAAUCCUCAACAAUCUCAGAUUUCACACGGUCAAUCCACACAGUCGCCACAAAAGUAUACGCCUCGUUCAAUGUCCGCACAAGUGCCGUCGAAUAAGGGCGUUCGACGAAGCUCGCAGAACGAUGGACAGUCGCAGUUGAACUCGGGUGUAUCGCCAUCGCCAGCCGUCAUCGGUAUGGGUGAAAUGCAUCAGCCGGUUGGUGGCGUUGGUGGUCCAGUGUCGGCGACGGUCACUCCUCAUGCGGCACCCCGAAAUGUGAAUGCGAUCGCGCAAGUGGCGCUGAGGCAAUGCGCUGUGACGCCGACAACACGACAAGCGCUUAGCAUGCAGCCUACUGGACAUAUGUUGCAAACUUAUGGUCAGAAUAUGAUCGCCACAGGCGGGAGUGGUGUUCGUGCAGGUACUGUUGCGGUACCGGGAUCACGAAAAACCUCAGCACCAGGUCGAGUCCCGCUAGCGAAAUUGGCUACAAGAGCAUCGGAUGCUCAACGAUAUACGUUCCAGCCAUCUGAGCCGAAGGGAUCACCGUUGAUGAGCGGGUCGUCGUCGGCUCGUGGUGCGCCAACGUCGUCGAUUACGGGCGGUGUUCCAGCUUCCGCGGUUCAGUCAUCGACAGCAGCAGCAGCAGGCCAGCCGAGAAAUUCGAUCGGUUUAACGAAUAUCACGAAUGCACCCCCGUUGCCUCCACUACAGAAGAGUGGUUCAAUUUCGACGCCACCCCACGAGCCUUCGAUCAAAGAGGACGAAGAUGAAAACAGUGAAUCUUCGGCACUGAUUGCUACCCCGCGAAGUACUGCAGUCGGAACUGGAACAACAACAGCAACAACAAUACCAGCGGGAGCGGUCUGCACCACCCAGAUACCGAUGAUUGGCAUUUCUACGGUUCAAUCAACGAUUUCCGGUAAUACGACAGCGUCGAAUUCCACGAAUGUUGUGUCGAAUUCGGCUACGAACGAUGCAAUUAGUCAGCUGCAAGCUGAGAAUAAGAACCAAUCGUUUUCGCACAAAGUGCUUGAUAAUUGCAGAUCAUCCCUUCAUCAAAGUCCUUCAAUGCCACCGACCAUAAUGAAAACGAUGGCCGCCAAUGACUCAUCGUCGAUGGGUGGCGGCUCAUCGCGAAGUGGCAGUCCCAAAAUGACGAAAUCCUCAACUGGCAACCCGUUGGUACCAACGAACACCUCGUCGAUAACGCAACAGGUAUGUCGUUCCUAUGUAACUGCUGAAGCGUUUGUUAGGAACCAACGUUGUCUGCAAGCAACGACCCUUCAAGGAGGGCAACCCAUAGCGCUUAGCGCACAAAAUACGCCGAAUGCAGCCGCCAUGCAAAAUUCUGCCUUUCCACGGCAUACGCGGAAUAGGCAGACAUUUCAUGGCAAAACUGAGCACAAUAGGGCAGGCUUCGAAGACGACGAAGGCGACGCAGAAAUGAAUCAUCCGAGUGCGCAAACAGCGAACAACGGCGGUCCUCGGGGUUCAUUUCUUUCGAAAUUGACGAAACUCACACGACGCACACCAAUAAUGGGCAUUUCGGAAGGCUCAGCAAUGACCGGCACUGGAGGUGUUGGAGCUGCGUCAACUGCUCAGCCAAUUGCAACGAUCACCACGCCAACAUCUGCGACCGUUAGCGCCGCUUCUGGUGCUUCGAAUAGUUCCGGAACUGGUGGACUCCAUUCGGGAAGUGGCGCGACAGUGACUCGAGGUGCCACGAUCGGUCCAUCAACCGGUGGAGCUGCAAUGGCCCAAAUGUUCGCUGCGGCCGCGCAACAUCAUGCCGCAAAUGCAGCCCCUGGAAGUCUGUUCCAUCAGCAAACGCAUCCGGGCGCACCCGGCGCCACGCACAUAACCUCUGCAACGAAUCAGACAGCGGGCGCAGGAGAUGAAGUGAAGCCGAGAUCGCUAAGGUUCACAUGGAGUAUGAAAACGACAAGUUCGUUAGCACCUGAGGAAAUGAUGAAGGAAAUUCGUAAAGUUUUGGAUCAGAAUAACUGUGAUUAUGAGCAACGGGAGCGAUAUUUGUUGUUGUGUGUACACGGUGACCCGAACACAGAUUCUCUAGUUCAAUGGGAGAUGGAGGUUUGCAAACUUCCACGAUUGAGUUUGAAUGGCGUACGUUUCAAGCGUAUAUCAGGCACAUCAAUUGGUUUUAAGAAUAUUGCGUCGAAAAUUGCACAAGAUUUGAAUCUUUGA